Molecule: messenger RNA, 3957 nt
Organism: Lates calcarifer (barramundi perch)
Lineage: Eukaryota; Metazoa; Chordata; Actinopteri; Centropomidae
Product: palmdelphin
Exons: 8
Coding region: 276-2075 (599 amino acids)
Biological process (GO): regulation of cell shape
Cellular component (GO): membrane; cytoplasm
Source: RefSeq, a predicted model, not a curated record
CAGGCACAUGGUUGGGCUCUGUGACAGACUGACAGGGAGCAGAUAAAGACAGGGAACGCAAGAGAGCAAGACUGAGAGAAUAGAGAGAGAGAGAGAGAGAGAGAGAGAAGGAGGGAGGGAGUCUUUCCAGUUAGUCUGAAUCUCUCUGAGCCUACACAAUCUCAACACAACCCCAGACUCAGUAAUGUUGGAUACGCUGCGAGAGUGAGUGUACCUUUCACACACACUCUGCAAUCACCUGCUCGAGGACACACAUAGCACACAUCCGGUUCAACAUGGAGGAGGCUGACCUGCUGAAGGAGAGGCUCCAGGCCAUCACGGACAAAAGGAGAAUCCAAGAGGACAUUGCCAAGAAAAGGAGACAGAUUGAGGAGGAGAAAUUGAAACUCCAGUACAUAAAGAAAAAAGCCCUGAGGGAGCAGUGGCUGAUGGAUGGCCUGAGUCAGCAGUCGGAGCAGGAACAAGAGGCCAUGAGGCUUCAGGCUCAGGACGAACAGCAGCAGAGUGAUCAGCUGCAGAGCAACAUCCUCAGAAUAGAAAAGGAGAUUAUGGCCUUGGAAGCACAGGAGCUCGACAUCUCUGCCAAUGAAGAAGUAGUUCUUAAGCGGUUGAAAGAGGUGGAGAGGACCGCUGAAGACAUUAUCAAGGAGCUAAACGCAGAGUUCCAGGCAGAUGUGACACAUCAUGUCUCUUCACCACUCCCAGAUAUUUCAUCAUUCAUCCCACUGACACCUGCAGAAACCCGCCCUAUAUGUAAGCCUGGUAGUGAAGAACCAAAGAAAGCUACAUUUGCAAUGGAGAUCAGUGUGGAGCAUGAUAAGAGAACAGGCAAAAGUCAAGUAAUCUCUACAGCAUCCAUCACCCCCGAAACCAUCCAGGAGAGGGGGUUAAAAGUGUACGAUGAUGGGCGCAAGUCAGUAUAUGCGCUGCACCCAGACGGAGGCAAAAUGCACUGUGGAGCAGUUGGAGAGAUGACACACACAGAGGUAGAAGAGCUGCUACGUCAGGCCACAGAAGAGAAUGUGCCCACUGAGGUUCAUUACCAUCAGCCUGUCUACUCUGUACCCUACACAGGGAACAGUAGGCCUUCAACUCCCAGGACGCCGAAUAAAACUCAAAGGCAAACCCCGACAUCCAGUCCCAGCCCCUUCCAGAGCAUGAUCCCAUCCAGAAAUGGACCUCAAGUCUUCAGAGAGGAAAACCAGCACAGACAAGAACAGGAGGGAUGGAAAGCUCAGAGCAAAACACCUAGCCCUAGCCUCAUCCAACAAGACUCCAUGUCAAGAGUCAAAAAAUCUGGAGAAGAAACCAAGCUGCCCAACUUCCACAUUCCAGGACAAUCUAAGAGUGACAACCAUCUAAUCCCACAGCCUGACUUUGGUGCUAAAACUCCACAAGGACUCACCAAUGGCAAGACAGAUACAAGCAGUCCAAAUCCAGCAGCUCUGGUCUCAGUUAAAGCCAGGUCUGAAGGAAUGCCAGCACCCAUGCAACCAGUCUACAGGGCUGUGGAUAGCCAUAGUCCUUUUCAGUCCCACAAGUCUGAUGGUGAUCCUGAUGCCUUGAUAGAGAGUUCAGUGGAUUUUAACAGACACUCGCCCUACUGUGCAGAGAGUAACGCCUCUCUGAACUUGCCAGAUGAGCUAGAAUCAGAACCUGUCACCAUGAUCUUCAUGGGCUACGAGAACGCUGCGGACGAAGAGGAAGAUGACAUCCAGGCUGAACUGGUCAUCAUAGCUAAUAGUGAUGAUGAUGAUGAUGAUGGUGGUGGUGGUGGUGGUGAGGCCCAGUCUGUUAAAAAUGAAAGUGAGGGGGAUGAAUGUCUUUCAUACCACCCAGAGGGAUACAAGAGCAAAGUCUUCCAACCUAAAGUGGGUAUAGCCAAGGUUACAGGCUGCAGAGACAUUACUGAAGACACCAACACACACUGGGAUGAUUUGGAGCUCCACAAGCCAACAUUCAUCCACAAGCCUGGAAAGCACAGUCCCUACCUGCAGGGACAAAGGGGGAAUGAGUCGGCAAACACAGGCAGCAUCAAUAUGGAGAAGAUGAAGCUGUGCUCAACAGGAAGAUAAGACAGAACUUCACCAGCUGCUGAGAAACUGGGUCACUGAAGAAUGUGGGAAUGGAAUUUGUUCUGGUUUCUUUUUUCUAUCUUUCUUGUCCUUCACCAUGUUUUUCCAUUUGGCUUAUAGAUUAGAACAUAUCUUUUGUGUGAAUGCAUAACCUCCAAUCCAUCUCUCAGCCUUACACCAGGUGCCAUUCUUAUUUUCUUAUGCAAUAAAAAGACAACAACUUUUCCUUUUGUGCGCUAUUUGUUGAAGAAAACCUUAUUUUGACACGUCUGUGCUUUGCCUUGAUUGAGGGAAAACGGCUGACAGCCACAGGCAGUGUUAGUCAGCCCUUGUGCCUCAGUGAUUCAGAAAGCUUUAUUGCCACCUCUUGGCAAAUUAGUUUCAUUACACAGUCCAUUAACACGGGCACAGAAUGUGUCAAAGCCUGACCAAUGCAGUUGUAUUUUAUUUUAAUCUAUGGUACCACUGUCUAAAAUUAUAUACUUUAUAUAUAAAUCUGUAAGUUGCAAAAAUAGAAUAAAAUAAAUAAACCCUUUAUUAAUGCUUUAUAGACUAAUACUAAGACAUUUGAAUUGGCUAGGUUUCCAGUAUGACUUGCUUUGUCUCAUAAUUCAUUAGAAAGAAGCUUUUGAACAUUGUUUUGGUGGGGGAAGCCUUGAUAGUAUACUGCCAUACAUAUCUGCGGACUUGAUGGCUUAUUAUAAAGUAAGUAACCCAGAACCCUUUAACUGCAAAUAUUAGUUAAACACACAAUCAUUACUGACCUCAUCUAGACUAAAAAUAAAUACAUUGAUUUUGGUCUAGCUGCAGCAGAGAUAGUUACACUACAGGAAUCUGGAAAACCAAAUGACAUCCUUAUUACACUAUGUAGCCCAAAGUAUGUGGACUGAUACUCAAGUCUUAACAUAGUAUACAAUGAUGUUUUAUUUUAUUUCUCCAAGUUUAUGCUCUUUACUGUUUCAACACAAGAAUGCUUUUGGGCAUGAAUCCAGCACCAUAAAGAAAUGUUUUUUCCCAGUUUACUGUUGCUUGACUGCCUCACACAGAGUCCUGACCUCAAACCAAUUCAACACCUUUGGGAUGAACUGGACCGCUGACUGUGAGCCAGGGCUUAUCACCCAACAUUUGUGUUGGACCUCACUAAUGCUCUUGAGGCUGAAUGGGAACAAAUCCCUGCAGCCAGCCGCUGAUGGAAUGCCGAAAAAGAGAAUACUGGAGAUUUUAUAGCUGGACAUAAAUGCCCAUUGUGUCAAACUCACAUGUCUAACUAUCACAUAUGAGUGAGAUGUCCACAUACUUUGUUAAAAAAAAAUAAAAAGCAUUAAUAAAAUAUUUAUUUACCAUUAAUUACAGCUUAGAAACAUCCAUCAAAUAUGGCUUAUUUUUAAAGUGGUGCCUUUUUUCAAAUGAGGAAGUAAAUCUAAAUCAUGCAGAGAAGAAGUUUUUUUUUGUUUUUUUUUUGUAACUGUAAACUAACUGAGCUGUGUGGUAUUACUUACUUUGUGAUUAAAGAGAUUUCUUCAUCAUCUAAUGGUGACAUUGUUGUUUUUAGCAGUUGUGCGUUAUUGUAAUUUCAACAUCUUGUAUGAACAGAAGAAGACUUUCCUUCAUGCCAAUGCAACUAACUGCUGUCAUUUAAACUGUGGCCUAUUUGAUAUUAGUCACCUGGAUUAAUCACCAAUCCAACUACAAGAAGACACAUACAUUUGUAAAUUUGUUAGAUUUCACAAAGAAACCUAAAGCUAGUACCAAGGCAAGGACACAUCUUUGAAUCACAAUGACAAUAAAAAUAAAUAUGUUUAUAAAACGGUGAACAUGUGUAUGUCUGAGCUGGUCUGUAUGAAGCGAGGACAGCAGGUUUGCUCUGAACACUGUGUGUGUG